This is a messenger RNA of Nicotiana tabacum (common tobacco), 1592 nucleotides long. Its product is annotated as dof zinc finger protein DOF4.6. Gene Ontology annotation, molecular function: DNA-binding transcription factor activity; DNA binding. The record is from RefSeq and is a predicted model, not a curated record. Lineage: Eukaryota; Viridiplantae; Streptophyta; Magnoliopsida; Solanales; Solanaceae. Gene Ontology annotation, biological process: regulation of DNA-templated transcription.
UAUUAUUUAUUCUCUCUCUUCCCACAAACAUAAAGCAGAUACAACAUCCACAAACCGUCUCAAACAUUCCUUUUUCUUCUUUUAAAACCACUUGUUCAUAAAGCUGCUCAUUUUUCCUUUUCAGAAAGAAAAAAAAACUCCAUUUCUUGCUUUUCUUCUUCCUCCUUCUUCAUCAAUGGAUACUGCUCAAUGGCCUCAGGAGAUAGUGGUGAAGCCAAUGGAAGAGAUAAUACAAAACACAAAUGGAUCAUCAAAACCUAAUUCAUGUGUAGAAAGAAAAGUUAGGCCACAAAAAGACCAAGCUUUGAAUUGUCCAAGGUGUAAUUCAACAAAUACAAAAUUUUGUUACUAUAACAACUAUAGUCUUUCUCAGCCAAGGUAUUUUUGCAAGACUUGUAGAAGAUAUUGGACUGCUGGGGGAUCUCUUAGAAAUAUUCCUGUUGGUGGUGGUUCAAGAAAAAACAAGAAAUCAUCAUCUAAUUCUUCUUCCUAUUCAAAUCAUGUUAAUCAUGUUAAUAAUCCUUUGAAAAAACUUCCUGAUUUGGUUAAUCAACCAUCUCAUAAUCAUGAUCAAAACCCUAGUAAGAUCCAUAUUGAAGGGAGCCAAGAUCUUAACUUGGGUUUUUCAUCUGAUUUCAAGACUAUCACUGAGCUAAUUCAGGUACCAAAUUAUGAUGGAAGCAACAAGGACAACAACAGUCCAAGUAUUUCUCCAUUACCUCCUCCUCCUCCGUCUUCUUCUUCUUCUGCGUCUUCGUCAUCUCAGCUUUCAGCUUUGGAAUUAAUUAAUGGAAUAACAUCAAGAGGGAUGAAUAAUAAUUCAUUUAUGUCAAUGGCCAAUAUUUCAACUGAUCCAAAUUCAGUUUAUAAUAACUCAUCUGGAUUUUCUUUGCCAUCUCUAAAUUUCUCAUUGGAUCAUGGACUUGGAAAUGCAGCCUAUGGAAAUAAUCUUCAAGAGACAAAUACAAGUGGAAGAUUUUUAUUUCCUUUUGUAGGUUUAAAACAAAUUUCAACCACAAAUACUACAAAUGAUGGUGGUAAUGAGAAUAAUAGAGAUCAUCAUCAGCCUGCUGAAGAAUCUACUAAUGGAUUUUGGAAUGGAAUGUUAGGAGGAGGAGGUUCUUGGUAAAAAAAAUAUAUAUAUUAUACAAUAAUAUUUCAAGGGUUUUUCUUCUAUUUUCUUUCUGGGGUUUCUCCUUUUUUUUUCAAAAAAAAAAAAGAUUUCUUUUUACUAGUAAUUUUAUGAUUUUUCUUGUAGUGUUUAUUGGUGGGGGUGGCCUUGUUUGGAUUUAAUUUCUUCAAAAUUACUAACUCAUAGGAUAAAAGGAAUUCUGAUUUCUCCUAAUUAAUCUUUUUUAGUUUACUUUACUCUCUCAUUUUUCAUAUAAUUGUCAUUAAUUUACUUUUGAUUAUAGUUGGUGGAAGUUAUCUGAAAGAAAGGGAAGCCCAGAUUUUUUGGAGGGCAAGAAGACAAGAAUUUGUGAUGCCUAUAAUUAUUUUCUAUUAUCAUAAAAAGGAAGGCAAAGAGAUCCCAUUAAUUAGUGUUGUUUUAAUUAAUGUCAUUAGAAAAAUAAAUGUAUUAUAAUGUAUAA